CUUUAAUAUCGCAGACGUAUAUGACCAAAAUUUACAAAACCUACCAAUGAACAAACUCUCACUUCAUUCUAAAACAAAGAAAAGAGAGAUGAACGGCCAAGGAAAGGUAGUCUGCGUCACCGGAGCUUCCGGCUACAUAGCGUCUUGGAUUGUGAAGCUUUUGCUCCUCCGUGGCUACACCGUCAAGGGCACUGUUCGAGACCCAACGGACCCAAAGCAAACAGAACAUCUUCUUGCACUUGACGGUGCAAAAGAAAGUCUCAAAUUGUUCCAAGCAGAUCUUUUGGAAGAAUGUUCCUUCGAUCAAGCUAUCGAAGGUUGUGACGCUGUCUUCCAUACCGCAUCUCCGGUUAAAUUCACCGUCACGGAUCCUCAGACUGAGUUGAUAGAUCCAGCCCUAAAGGGUACUAUCAACGUCCUUAAUGCAUGCAAAAACGCUGACUCUGUCAAAAGGGUCAUUGUAACAUCUUCCACUGCUGCGGUUCUUGUUCGAGAACCCCCUUUGGGGCCAAACGACGUCGUAGACGAGACCUUCUUUUCUGAUCCAACUACUUGCAUGGAGACAAAGUUCUGGUAUCCACUCUCAAAGACUUUGGCUGAGAAUGCAGCAUGGAAAUUUGCCAAAGGCAACGGAAUCGACAUGGUUGCGGUGAAUCCAGGAUUUACAAUCGGACCACUAUUGCAACCAAUUCUUAAUUUUUCGGUGGAGAUUAUUGUGGAUAUCUUAAAUGGUAAGAACCCUUUCAAUAGUAGAUACUACAGGUUCGUGGACGUGAGAGAUGUUGCUUUGGCUCAUAUUAAAGCGUUGGAGACUCCUUCGGCGAAUGGCAGAUACAUCAUCGAUGGUCCAAGUAUGACGAUUGACGACAUUAAAGAGAUUUUGCGUGAGUUAUUUCCAGAUUUGUGUCUUGCUGAUAUGAAUGGAGAUAGCGAGAUGAAUGAAAUGAAUUACAAAGUGUGUGUGGAGAAAGUGAAGAAUUUGGGAGUUGAGUUCACUCCACUUAAAUCAAGCCUUAGAGACACUGUUAUUAGCCUCCAGGAAAAAUGUCUUAUAUGAUCAUAAUAAUGUAUUUUGAGAUUUUCUUUUGUCUGUCGUCUAAUGUAUUGAGACUCUUUAAAUAAUAUGGAUGUCCAAGGUUAUUUUAGCGGAUGCAAUUUAAUAUAUAUGAAUCAUA
Molecule: messenger RNA, 1175 nt
Organism: Eutrema salsugineum
Lineage: Eukaryota; Viridiplantae; Streptophyta; Magnoliopsida; Brassicales; Brassicaceae
Product: cinnamoyl-CoA reductase 1
Exons: 5
Coding region: 47-1057 (336 amino acids)
Molecular function (GO): oxidoreductase activity, acting on the CH-OH group of donors, NAD or NADP as acceptor
Source: RefSeq, a predicted model, not a curated record